UCCUCCUAUAAUGAACGGAUCGGGAGGAGGGAAGGAGAGUGUGUGUGUGAGAGCGCUCGCAUCCUAAUCUUCCUGUUCAGCAUCUCUGCUGGCUGUCUGGAUGAUCCCUCUCUCUUAUGUUUGAACACAGGCCAUCAUUACCGGAUACACAGCUUUUUGGGGGAUUUGAAAUUGUUUUAAUAGAGGGACUAUUUUGACGUAGUCAGCAUAAUUCAACGACAGCAUGUGGCCCAAUGAGAGCUCAGAAAAUCAAAGGUGAUUAGAAGUAACAAACUGCUGUCCUUACAGUCAAACUCAAGAGAACCAUUUGAUUGGAGCCUCAAGGACCUCUCAAGAUUUCUUUAACUGUAAACACGCAACCAGUUCAAACAAACAGACACAAACCAUAUCAACUACGGAUUAUGCCCAUAUAGGCUCAAGACGUGCAGUUUAAGUAAGAACACAUCUAAAACAAUGGCGGACCCCUACCACAACAACGUUUACCACCAGGGAGAUGGAGACAGCUAUGGGACAUAUGGACAGGGAGGACCGGACGGCUACGGUUAUCAGACUGACUACCCUCCCCAAGAGGAGGACGCCGCCAGUGACGCCACCGAAGGACACGACGAAGAUGAUCAAAUGUAUGAAGGGGAGUACCAAGGCAUCCCACAUCCAGAUGAGGCCAAGACUGCCAGGAGGGCGGCGAGAGCGAAAGCGAGGACCUCGGCGGACACCGUUUCAGAUCAGGAGGAGCUGGCUGAACAAUAUGAGGACAUCAUGGAGGACUGUGGACACGGGAGAUUCCAGUGGACCCUCUUCGUGGUGUUGGGUCUGGCGCUAAUGGCAGACAGCGUGGAGUGCUUUGUAGUGGCCUUAGUGUUACCCAGUGCGGAGAAAGACAUGUGUUUGUCCCACUCUGAGAAGGGAAUGCUGGGUUUGAUAGUAUUUCUGGGAAUGAUGUUUGGAGCAUUUUUCUGGGGUGGCCUGGCUGAUAAAGUGGGCCGACGGAAAUGUCUGGUCAUCGUCCUGGCCAUGAACUGCAUCUCUGCCUUCUUCUCCUCAUUCGCUCAGGGAUACGGCUUCUUGUUCUUCAGGCUGUUCUCUGGAUUUGGGAUCGGGGGAUCCGUCCCAAUUGUGUACUCAUACUUCUCUGAGUUCCUGCAGAUGGAUAAGAGAGGAGAACAUCUCAGCUGGCUUUGCAUGUUUUGGAUGAUGGGGGGCAUCUACGCCUCCUUCACAGCCUGGGGCAUCAUCCCUCGAUAUGGCUGGGGUUUCAGUAUGGGCUCCGAGUUCCAGUUCCACAGCUGGAGGGUGUUUGUGUUGGUCUGUGCUCUCCCAGCAAUAGCAGCUUUUGUUGGGCUAAUGUUCAUGCCUGAGAGCCCACGCUUCCUGCUGGAGAAUGCUAAACAUGAUGAGGCCUGGAUGAUCUUGAAACAGGUUCAUGACACCAACUGGAGAGCCAAAGGAGAACCUGAGAGAGUGUUUACUGUAACUCAUAUCAAGACUCCAAAGACACAGGAGGAUGAGUUUAUUGAGAUUCAGUCUGCAACGGGAACUGCUUUCCAGAGAUGGGGUGUUCGAACUUUGACACUGACCAAGCUGGUCAUCAAAAAUAUUUUGUCCCUCUUGGGUCGUGAUCUAAGACUCGCUACUCUGCUAAUGGCCAUCAUAUGGUUCACUAUGGCAUUUAGCUAUUACGGGCUUUCGGUGUGGUUUCCUGACAUGAUCAAACACCUCCAGCACGAGGAGUAUGAAUCCAAGCUGAAAGUAUUUCAUCGGGAGAAGGUGGAGCAAUUUCAUUUCAACUUUUCUUUGGAAAACCAAGUCCAUAGAGAAGGAGAAUACAUCAACGACAAAUUCAUCAACAUUGAGAUGAAGUCUGUGAAGUUUGAAGACUCCUUGUUCGUGGACUGCCUCUUCGAGAACAUCCGAUCCACAGAAACGCUCUUCGAGAACUGCACCAUCCGCAGUACCAUAUUUAGCGACACAGACUUAUAUGAAGAAAAGUUCAUUGACUGUACAUUCGAGAACGUCACUUUCGAACACAACAAGAAGGGAUGCCAUUUAGACUAUGAAGAUGAAAACGACGUCCUCAUCUACUUGGUCAGCUUCUUAGGCAGCUUAGCCGUGUUGCCUGGAAAUAUCAUCUCAGCACUCUUCAUGGACAAAAUUGGACGAAUCAAGAUUAUAGGUGGUUCGAUGCUUAUUUCUGCUGGAUGUACCUUUUUCCUUUUCUUGAGCUUUAGCCAGGCAGCCAUUAUAGCCUGGCAGUGUCUGUUUUGUGGUGUUAGCGUAGCAGCAUGGAACGGCAUUCAAGUCAUCACCGUGGAACUCUACCCAGCUUCAAAAAGAGCCACAGCGUUUGGAGCCUUAAAUGCCAUUUGUAAGUUGGCGGCUAUAUUGGGAAGCUCAAUCUUCGCCUCAUUCGUUGGCAUUACCAAAGUCAUCCCCAUUCUGCUGUCCUUCGGUGCUCUGGUCGGUGGUGGAGUGUUGGCCCUUAAACUGCCUGAGACCAGGGAGAAGAUCUUGCUGUGAAAAUUGUUUGGUCCAAGCCAUUCUAUAUGACUAUUAGUGUGGAGAUAACAACUGCUGGCAUGUGAAAAAUUGGGUUUAUUCAAAAACAAACAAGCAAAAUACUAAUAAUAUGUGAUAUAGUGUCAACGAACUCCAAUAUUCAAAAAACUACAAGGACCAAAUGAUGGGUUUACCCCUUGUCAGCUAUUGAUUGAUAUGCCUGAUAUUACAAAACCAAUCUGCACUAGCUAUAUAGUUUCAGAAAAGUCUACAGGGAGUAUUAUAGAGAAAAAACUCUCUAAUGAAAAAUAAAAUUGUCCCAGAUUUGCUUGAAUGGAGUAAUCUGAGUUGUGGAAGUCUCAAUCCUGUGCCAUUUCUUGGUCAAAAAAUUCAGGUACUGUUGAAGAAUUUUCUUUUUAUCUUAUUCCAUAGCUUGUAAUUUGCUAGCGUCUCAUCCUCUGCCUUUGCUUAUGAUAUAAUCUCCACCUGAAAAGAGGUGUAAUUUUGUCGUGUGAGUUUGCAAGUGUCCCACUCUGUGUCAAGAGACUGAUCUCAAUGUGUCGCUGUACGUUCGGAUGCUCGGUGCAGAAUGUGCGCAAGUGUUUGUUAGGUCACUGCGGAAACCAUUACGUGCUUCCUCCGUUUUCUAUUUUUGCUUUAUUUAUUGUAAAUCGCUGGCAGAGUACCUUACAAAGCUAGCCUCGCUUUUACCGUGCCUCUCACUAAAUGUGUUGUUUCUUAGUGCUCUCUCACUCUCUUUCUCUAACGCCCUUUUAUUUGAUUAUUUUGCAUCCUGUGAAUCCUGAAGAAGUGGAACGGUUUGGUCACUUUGGACUUAAACUUCACAGAGCCACAUAUCUGUACUUGUUGUUGACUGAGUUGCAUGUGUGUAACUUACAAAGUAAUGUUUGUGUCAAUGUGCUGUCUGGAUGAUCUAAUGUAUGUCUCAGUGCAAAUAAAACCGGUUAGAUCAUACUAGUCAUUGGUAACCUGUAUCAUUUCAGUUCAACAUCAAUAAGCCGGUUAUAGGAAGGACAGUACACCCAAAAAUAAAGAAUCCAUCCUCUA
Pimephales promelas (fathead minnow) is the source of this 3561-nucleotide messenger RNA. It is a transcript of the gene sv2bb, whose product is annotated as synaptic vesicle glycoprotein 2Bb. Gene Ontology annotation, cellular component: synaptic vesicle membrane; neuron projection. NCBI's taxonomy places the organism in Eukaryota, Metazoa, Chordata, Actinopteri, Cypriniformes, Leuciscidae. The record is from RefSeq and is a predicted model, not a curated record. Gene Ontology annotation, molecular function: transmembrane transporter activity. Gene Ontology annotation, biological process: transmembrane transport; chemical synaptic transmission.